Messenger RNA from Periophthalmus magnuspinnatus, 1530 nucleotides. Its product is annotated as acyl-coenzyme A thioesterase 6-like. The record is from RefSeq and is a predicted model, not a curated record. Gene Ontology annotation, molecular function: fatty acyl-CoA hydrolase activity. Gene Ontology annotation, biological process: fatty acid metabolic process; acyl-CoA metabolic process. NCBI's taxonomy places the organism in Eukaryota, Metazoa, Chordata, Actinopteri, Gobiiformes, Gobiidae. Bases 21 to 1265 code for a protein of 414 amino acids. The transcript has 4 exons.
GGCCCCUCCUCGCCGCACACAUGUCCUCCCGGGUGCGUUUGAGCCUCUUCCCCUCCGCUCGCUGUCUGUUUGAUGAGCCACUGCAGGUCACCAUGACCAGGUUAAAGCCAAACCAGGAGGUGGAACUUAGAGCCAGCGCCACAGACGAGAAAGGGAAAUGCUUCAGGUCCUGGGCUGUGUACCGGGCCGACCACGCGGGGCAGGUGGACCUGUCCCGGGACGCCCCCCUCCGAGGCUCCUACAGGGGGGUACAGCCCAUGGGUCUGCUCUGCUCCAUUACGUCCGAGGUUUCACACAAAUACUUCUUGAAAACCCAGGCUCUGAGCCCACACCAAGUCAACCUGUCUGUGCACGACAGAGACCUGCUGCUGACCCAAGAGACCAACCACAGGUGCAUCCUGGGAAAUGGAGUCCAGAGACAGACAGUGACAGAGGCUGGCUUCACUGGGGUCCUCUUCACUCCUCCAGGUCCCGGGCCCUUUGCCGCACUGCUGGACCUCUGCACCUUCCUGUCAGAGAAGAGGGCAUGUCUAUUGGCGAACAAGGGCUUUGUGGUGCUGAGUCUGUCACUGUACAGUGACCCGAAGGUAGACAGGGACACAGAGCUACACCUGGACCAGUACGAGGAGGCCGUGCUCUACCUGCUGAGGCAUGCCAAGGUGGGCAGUGCGGAAGUGGGCGUGGUGGCACGCUCUAAAGCGGCUGAUGUGGCUCUAUCUCUGGCUGCAUUCGUGCGAGGCGUGGGGGCCGUGGUCUGGAUCAAUGGCUGCUGCGCUAACGUGGAAGUGCCUCUAUUUUACAGACAGAGGCAGCUGCUCCCAGCGCUCAGACCCGACAUGUCCAAGAUCAUAAAGACUGAUUCUGGGGCUUAUUUACUGAAACCUGCGACUCCCAUCCCUUGUUCUGAGGCGCACCUGCAGACUGUGAUCCCCAUAGAAAAGGCCAGCGCUCAGCUCCUGUUUGUGGCCUCAGGGGACGACCUGCACUGGGACAGUGCAGCGUUCAUGGAGCAGAUGGUGGAGCGUUUAAAGCUUCAUGGAAAGAACAACUACGAGGCCAUUUUGUACCCUGGGGCUGGACACUUACUCGAGCCUCCGUUUUCCCCCUUCAUUGUCUCAUCGUUUCACGGGGUUGCGAAAACGGCUGUGCUGUGGGGAGGCGAGGCCUCGGCUCACGUUGCAGCAGAGGAGCACCUGUGGAAGAAGAUUCAGGAGUUUUUCAGAGCAAACCUGAAAUGUGACGCUAACCAGGCUAAAGUUAACUAGGCUAAUUGUAACCAGGCUAAUGCUAAUCAGGCCAACACUAACCAGGCUGACGCUAACAUGGCUAAUGCUAAUAUGGCAAAUGCUAACAUGGCUAACACUAAACAGGUUUACGCUUAUCAGGCUAAUGUUAACCAAAUUAAUACUAACCAGGCUAGAGCUAAACUGUAGAUAAGGCUUUUCUUUCUUUAAACAAAACAAGUUUUUUUGUUAUUUUUUAUCUUCUGAGCCAUGUGUUAAAAUGUGUGUAAUAAAAUUUGUUAAACUC